AUGUCUCUCAAGGAUCUGGAGAAGAAGUUCAGCGCUUCUCCCAAAGCCGACCAUGGCAGCACCCGUCCACGAACAGGUCGCACUCCACCAAAAAAACAGGGUCUGCCAGCUGGAAAAGGCCAACAACUGCAGGGUAUGCGCCUCCAGUCACCACAUAGGAAGCCCGAUGCUUCCACCCCUGGCCAGUGUGGUAACAGAGCCCCUGCUUCUAAAAAUGCUCGUCACCAUCAACCUCAAGGCCGACGCACCCACCGGCCUCGCCGUAAGGCAAACUCCUACUAUGGAGAUAUCGAGAUGAAGGAAGCCCCUUCUCUUGGUGGGGAUGUCAAGAUGAGAACCAAUCCUAGUCUCGACGGAGACGUCGAUAUGCUGGAGGCAGCCCCUCUAGACACAAAAAUGGAGAUGACGGACAUGAAAGGUGUUAGCAAGGCUGAAGAAUUGGCCUGGUCGUUGUCGCUCUCGUGGUCAGCAAUGACCUUCGAUGACCGGAUGGAAGAAGCUCCUGCUCUUCCCUGUUGCAUCCUGUCUGCCAGAACCCACUUCUACACCAUUCAUUACGGCAAUACGCAGGUUUGA
Aspergillus homomorphus CBS 101889 is the source of this 576-nucleotide messenger RNA. RefSeq lists its product as uncharacterized. NCBI's taxonomy places the organism in Eukaryota, Fungi, Ascomycota, Eurotiomycetes, Eurotiales, Aspergillaceae. The coding region runs from base 1 to 576 and encodes 191 amino acids. The transcript is spliced from 2 exons. The record is from RefSeq and is a predicted model, not a curated record.